Molecule: messenger RNA, 1485 nt
Organism: Egretta garzetta (little egret)
Lineage: Eukaryota; Metazoa; Chordata; Aves; Pelecaniformes; Ardeidae
Gene: ORAI1
Product: ORAI calcium release-activated calcium modulator 1
Exons: 2
Coding region: 88-645 (185 amino acids)
Biological process (GO): store-operated calcium entry
Cellular component (GO): membrane
Molecular function (GO): store-operated calcium channel activity
Source: RefSeq, a predicted model, not a curated record
UAUGUCUCCCUGCAUCCAUAUUACCCACACUUCAUGAAAUUUUCUUCAUAUCAGCUUGAUGAGAAUUGAGGUGUUUGAAAGGUGGCUAUGGUAGAAGUUCAGUUAGACGCAGAUCAUGACUACCCUCAAGGUCUCCUGAUAGCCUUCAGUGCCUGUACUACUGUCCUUGUUGCAGUUCACCUUUUUGCACUCAUGAUAAGUACCUGCAUUCUUCCAAAUAUAGAGGCUGUUAGCAACGUGCAUAAUCUCAACUCUGUAAAGGAAUCUCCUCAUGAGCGUAUGCAUCGGCACAUUGAGCUUGCAUGGGCAUUUUCUACUGUCAUUGGGACUUUGCUCUUUCUUGCUGAGGUGGUGCUACUGUGUUGGGUGAAGUUUCUUCCUUUAAAGAAAACUGAUAAUCAGCUCCAGAGCAACAGUUCUACUAUCACAUCAGGACAGGCAGCAGCCAUUGCAUCAACAUCUAUCAUGGUUCCCUUUGGAUUGAUUUUCAUUGUUUUUGCAGUCCACUUCUAUAGGUCACUGGUGAGCCAUAAAACAGACAGGCAAUUUCAAGAACUGAAUGAACUUGCUGAAUUUGCACGGCUCCAGGAUCAGCUGGAUCACAGAGGUGAUGCUGUCUCCUCAGCUGUUACCCAUUUUGCAUAAACCUGUAAACCCACUAUUCUGCUUCUGCCUUGUUAUGUCAACACCCCUGUGGAUGAACUGGUCAAACUGUUGAUUACUGUUUAAAGAGAGAUUGUAAAUGUUAUUCUAACACUUCAGAGAGAAAAAAUAAUGUUCCUUUCAUAAAACAAUGUCUGUCUGACAUCUGAAGAAAUGGAUGGUGGGGUGGGUAUUCUUGCACUGCACGUGCAUCCCUCCUCUUAUGAGCACUGUCUAGAUUGCUUCUUGUUAAUGCUGAAUGGUGGCUGUAUAAAUACAUGGAAAAUAACAUUGUAAAUCUGGGUAUUUGUUAGGGAUGCAUAGAGAAGCUUUUUUUUUUUCCUUCUCUUUAUUUGAUGUUGGCAUUUACUAGAAGAUACUGCUUGUCCAAUCCAUAUUGCAUAGCAUGAUACGAAUUACUUGGGAUGUGCAGCAAUUAGCACUUGGUUUCAGUGCUAGCACUGUUCUCUCUAGAAAGCCUGACAGAUGGUAGAAGUGAAAGCUUUCCCACCACUUUCCCCAGUAUGUUUUGCUGCCAAGUAAUUAUUACUUUACUGAUUUCUCCAGCGCCUUUUUCCCGUAGCAGUUACACGUUUUAUAACUUGCUAAACACCCAUGACUAGUCUUACUGCGAUGUGGUAUGGCCACAUGAGUAGGAAUGAGACUCUACUCUUCUUUGGAAGAAAAUAAAAGCAAUAACUGUUUUUAAGUUCUCAUGAGCUGGCACGUACUAUCUGGAGAGAUAGAUUUGCCUGUUUCCCAUUUAGGAAUCUUUUUUUAAAAAGAAGGAACUAGAUGGAAAUUAUCACUGGAUAAUUUUUUUUUCUUGAAAAUCAGAACCAC